Molecule: messenger RNA, 1397 nt
Organism: Rubroshorea leprosula
Lineage: Eukaryota; Viridiplantae; Streptophyta; Magnoliopsida; Malvales; Dipterocarpaceae
Source: the annotation of a GenBank genome assembly
UAAGUUUUCUUCAAAACCAAACCAUCUUACUUCUAGUUCCAGCCUUAUUGAAGAUGUCAAAAACAAAUAACAACAGGGCUUCAAGACAUCACACCCAGCGUUCUGCAACCCCAGGAAAGGCAACAUUGCUUGCUCUGGGCAAGGCCUUUCCAAAGCACGUCAUUCCCCAAGAAUGCUUGGUCGAGGGCUACAUUCGCGACACAAAUUGUCAAGACCCCUCCAUCAAGGAGAAAUUGGAACGCCUUUGUAAAACAACUACUGUGAAAACAAGGUACACUGUCAUGUCCAAGGAGAUUCUCGACGCCCAUCCUGAACUGGCCACGGAAGGCACAGCGACGAUCAAACAAAGACUUGAAUUAACAAAUCCAGCCGUCGUCCAGAUGGCGGUGGAAGCCAGCCUUGCUUCUAUAAAGGAAUGGGGAAGGUCUGCCACAGAUAUCACCCACAUCGUCUAUGUUUCCUCCAGCGAAAUCCGCUUACCUGGGGGUGAUCUCUACGUCGCCACUCAACUCGGCCUCAGAAACGACGUCAACCGUAUCAUGCUUUACUUCCUCGGCUGCUACGGCGGUGUCACCGGACUCCGAGUGGCGAAAGACAUCGCCGAAAACAAUCCGGGCAGCAGAGUGCUUCUAACAACUUCCGAAACUACACUCCUUGGAUUCCGCCCUCCCAACAAAUCCCGCCCCUAUGACCUUGUCGGAGCGGCACUCUUUGGCGACGGUGCAGCUGCUGCAAUAAUCGGAGCAGACCCAGUAUGUCCAGAGUGUCCUUUCAUGGAACUAAACUAUGCAAUACAGCAGUUCCUCCCUGGAACCCACAAUGUCAUCGAUGGAUACCUCUCCGAAGAGGGAAUAAACUUCAAACUCGGGCGAGACCUUCCUCAGAAAAUAGGAGACAACAUCGAGGAAUUCUGCAAGAAACUAAUGAUGAAGACUGAUGUCAAGGAAUACAACGACCUAUUCUGGGCCGUGCACCCUGGAGGACCGGCGAUACUUAACCGUAUGGAGAGCGUUCUGAAGCUGAAUGAGGAGAAGCUGGAGUGUAGCCGGAGGGCACUGAUGGAUUACGGGAAUGUGAGCAGCAACACUAUCUUCUAUGUUAUGGAGUAUAUGAGGGAAGAGCUGAAGAAGAAAGGGGGAGGGGAAGAAUGGGGACUGGCUUUAGCAUUUGGUCCUGGGAUUACAUUUGAAGGCAUCCUUCUUCGUAGCCUGUGAUCAUAUCUCUGUUGUGGGGUUUAAUUUGCAUUUAAGAAGGUUUUAUAUGCUUUUGAACUUUUCUCAAAAAAAAAAGAAGGUUUUAUAUGCUAGCUUCUUAAUUAUUUUAAUUUCUUAUAGAAAGUUGUUGGAGUAUGUUAUAUAUAUGGUGAUAAAUAACAAAAAUAAAUUAUUUUUUUCAUU